Oryzias melastigma (Indian medaka) is the source of this 1976-nucleotide messenger RNA. Its product is annotated as nuclear autoantigenic sperm protein. Gene Ontology annotation, biological process: DNA replication-dependent chromatin assembly; CENP-A containing chromatin assembly. Gene Ontology annotation, molecular function: histone binding. Gene Ontology annotation, cellular component: nucleoplasm. Bases 159 to 1820 code for a protein of 553 amino acids. Lineage: Eukaryota; Metazoa; Chordata; Actinopteri; Beloniformes; Adrianichthyidae. The transcript has 14 exons. The record is from RefSeq and is a predicted model, not a curated record.
CCAAUCUCCCGCGUUCCAACUUCAGCGGAAAUAGAGCGCAUUUUUUCCCUCUAUUUAAACGCGCCAACAAAGACCAUUCAGCGAGGUCUGUCCGUCAAUCUCUCACUGUAGAGUAGACUUUUUUCCCCUUCUGUAGUUCCCCUUGUCUUCCUGUCUAAAUGCCUGAGGAAACGUCCACUGCGUCGGGCUCGUCGAGUGCGGAGGAGAAGCCGUGCUCGUCGUCAGCAGCUGCAGCAGCAGACAGCUCGGUCGACGUGAUGGAGGAGGCUAAGAAGUUAAUCGGAACGGGGAAAAGGCAUCUGGUCAUGGGGGAUGUCGUCUCCGCUGUCAACGUCUUCCAAGAUGCCUGUAGCGUUCUGGCGUCAAAGUAUGGGGACACUGCAGAUGAAUGUGGGGAGGCGGUCUUCCUCUAUGGAAAAUCUCUGUUGGAGCUUGCCAGGAUGGAGAACGGCGUACUUGGUAAUGCCCUGGAGGGAGUUCCGGAAGAAUCGGAGGAAGAAGAGCAGCCGAGCAACUCCAACGUUGAGAGCGCAGACAACCUCGAUGAGGUGAUGUGCCGCUCUGGUGCAGAGAAAACUCGAGAUGAGCUGCGAAAGCAGGUGUAUGAUGCGAUGGCAGAGGAAGCCAAAUCUGAAGAGAAGCUGGUGUCGGAGGAUGACAUCACUCAGGUGAAGGAGGAAGCUGUAGUUAAAACGGAGGAGGAGGAGGAGGAGUCACCCCUGGCUCAGGAAGAGCUGAUCGGAAAGGAGGCUGUCCAGGGUUCAGGUGAAGGAGAGAAGAAUGACGAGCCAGAUGAUGCAAAAAAGGAGGAAUCUGAUGUAGAGGAAGAACAGAGCAAAGAUGAACCGGAGGAUGAUGACGACGACGACGACGACGACGAUGAGGAUGAUGAUGGAGAGAAAAACGGACAGGAGAAUGAAGAGGAUGAUGUUGGGAAUUUACAGCUGGCGUGGGAGAUGCUGGAGGUUGCCAAACUCAUCUAUAAAAGAAAAGAAGGCAAAGACGACCAGCUGAUGGCAGCUCAGGCUCAUCUGAAGCUGGGAGAAGUCGGGGCAGAAACGGGUAACUAUCCCCAGGCUUUAGAAGACUUCCAGGAGUGUUUGUCCAUCCAGCUGAGGCACUUGCCUCCUCACAGUCGUCUGCUUGCUGAGACCCACUACCACGUUGCUACGACACUCUGCUACAUGGAUGAGUACAGACAGGCCAUCCAGCACUACAACAGUUCCAUAGAAGUCAUCGAAAACCGCCUGAGUAAGCCUCAUUUUAAAAGAAUAAACGUAUUUUUGUGUGCUGUUGAUGGGUUUAAUCUGGGAUCCUUGUGCGCAGCCAUGCUACAGAAAGUGAUCGACGCAGCAGAAGGAGAUGACGGUGCAGCGGAGGAGAAGAGUGAGUUGGAGGAGCUCAAACAGCUUCUGCCGGAGAUCAGAGAAAAGGUGGAGGACGCCAAAGAGAGUCUGAGGACGGCCAGCGCUGCGUCACAAGCCAUCCAGCAGACGCUGGGUGGAACCUCAUCUUCAUCAACAUUCCUGUGUGAAAACGGCGGUCCUUCCUCUUCAACGGCAGCUUUUGCAGAAAGUAGCCAGGAUCCAGGGAAAUGCGACAGCAGCUCUUCUUCCAAAGCGGCGUCGGACAUCUCUCAUCUCGUCAGGAAAAAGAGGAAACCAGAAGAAGAGAAUCCAGUAAAGGACACAGAUGCUAAGCAAGCAAAACAGGAAGCUUCAGUAAAUGGCAGCGGUGAUUCUAGUUCCAGCAAUGGAGUCCAGGAGGAGAAAUCGCAGGAGGCUCCCACCCAGUCGGCCUCCGUGGAGUCCUCGGCGUGAAGGUGCUGAUCUCCCUCCUGACGUCUUCUGAAACCAGCACAGCUCUGACUGUCUAACUCUCCUCCAAACUGAUGUUUUUGUAAAUAUCCAUUUUCACAGAUUUGUCUGUCGGGUUUUGUAUACUUGUAGUAAAAUAAUAAACAUUUGCAGGUGUAA